GUCUGAUCAGAAAGGAGGUAAGAGAGACUGAAUCUCGGAGACGGCGUUUUUUCGCCGUCGUGUUCACCAUGUUCAACAGGGACGAUUACAGUCGAACUAAACCCGACGCCGUCUUCUCCAAGUGGCAGGGUUUUACCCGAUCCAUGCUUCUGCGUAAGCCCAUUUCAGAUGCUCCAGAAAUACGGAGGACUUUACCGGAUUACACCUCCAUUUCUCGGGAUUUAGCUCCAAAGAUUCUGAUAGGAGCCAACGAUAAGGAAGAAUUCAGAAAGGGAAAAGAUUUGUUAGGUAGAUACAGAGUCCAAGGAUCCUUCCCAGGUCUCGGUGUGGCUGUCACCAAUCAUGAUCAGAGCCUAAAAGUUGACGUAGAUGACGUUUUUGUAGCUUCUCUUGGUCAAAACGAAAGCAUUAGAUCUCGGCUCCGGUCUUAUGGUAUUGCUCGUCAUGACUUGCUCCAGAAACUCGGCAACAACGAGAUUGUGAACCAGAGAAAACCGGGUUUACCUCAAACGAUUCUUCCUGUUACUCAGAAGAUAAUUGGCAACAGAACCAAAGAUAAGAAAGAUGAUCUUGCAGAAGAGAGAGCGAUCAGCUCUGAUGCAGCUGGGGAGAAGAGUGAUUUUCUUGCACCAAUAGUUAGACUCAGUCGGUCCAGACCUCAACCGGUUUCAGACAGACAUGAUGACAUUGUUGAUGAUUCUGAUUCUGCUUCUAUUUGUGGAGUCUUACUAGAAGAUGGUACUACCUGCACAACAUCUCCAAUGCAAGGAAGAAAGAGAUGCACAGUGCAUAGAGGGCAGAGAAUUUCAUGUGUUCUCCCGGGGAAAAAAAUACCUUGUGAAGUUUCUCCUGAAAGAGAAUGUGAAGAAACUGAGAAUAUAUGUGGAGUGAUUUUACCUGACAUGGUACGUUGCAGAAACCAACCUGUUGCAAGGAGAAAACGAUGUGAGGAUCACAAGGGAAUGAGAGUCAAUGCCUUCUUCUUUCUGCUGAAUCCAACCGAACGCGAUAUAGCUCUCAAGGAGGAAAAAUCCAAACCCGAGACGUGUACAGGCAUGAACAAAAAGGAUUCGGGUGGUCCAAGUCUUAUCUGUGAAGCUACAACAAAGAGUGGUUUGCCUUGUAUAAGAAGUGCUCCUAUGGGAAGCAGAAGAUGUUGGCAGCACAAAGAUAAAACUUUGGACAGAAGAUCAUCCGAAACUGUGCAGUCAGCAACCGUAAGUCAAGUAAUUUGUGGCGUUAAGCUGUACAAUGGAUUGGUAUGCGAGAAAUCUCCAGUUAAAGGACGGAAGAGAUGUGAGGAACACAAGGGAAUGAGAGUCGCAUCUUGAAUAAGAAAGCAUAAGAGUAAUGUUAGUACCUAACAGAAAUGUUAUGUACCGAGCCAGACUAGAAUUAGUAAAAUCUGUUGUCUUACCGUAUCAUAUUUUCUAACUAUAAAUAGCUUAGGUUGUAUGAGUUACAUAACUAAGUAGGUACAAGUUAAAUGGAACCGGCUUCAUUGUUCUUCAUCAAUGUCUCUGUUAUAUACUUUGUUC
Messenger RNA from Eutrema salsugineum, 1538 nucleotides. Its product is annotated as protein EFFECTOR OF TRANSCRIPTION 1. Bases 69 to 1331 code for a protein of 420 amino acids. NCBI's taxonomy places the organism in Eukaryota, Viridiplantae, Streptophyta, Magnoliopsida, Brassicales, Brassicaceae. The record is from RefSeq and is a predicted model, not a curated record. The transcript is spliced from 3 exons. Gene Ontology annotation, biological process: regulation of DNA-templated transcription. Gene Ontology annotation, molecular function: DNA binding.